Messenger RNA from Microcebus murinus (gray mouse lemur), 1840 nucleotides. RefSeq names its product CERK like autophagy regulator (gene CERKL). The record is from RefSeq and is a predicted model, not a curated record. Lineage: Eukaryota; Metazoa; Chordata; Mammalia; Primates; Cheirogaleidae. Gene Ontology annotation, biological process: sphingolipid metabolic process; phosphorylation. Gene Ontology annotation, molecular function: lipid kinase activity.
GCAGCGCCGGACGCAGCUAGAGCCGCGCUCCCGGCCGCCUCCGCCGGCCGCCGCCUCCAAAGGCCUCCCCGGGCCCUGGCUCGGGCCCAGCCGCCGGCUCCCCCAUGCCCCGGAGCAGGCGCAGCAGCCGGGUGAGUGCCCUGGAGGGCGGCCGGGAGGAAGAGGCGGCCGCGGUGCCCCCGGCGCCGUUAACCUCCGCGCAGCAGACCGAGGCGGCGGCGGAGCAGACUGUGCUCCGAGGCAUCUUCGAGAUUGGAAGGGGCAGCUGUGACGUGGUGCUGAGCGAGCGGGCCCUGCGGUGGCGGCCCAUUCAGCCCGAGCGCCCGACCGGUGAUUCCAAGUAUGACAUGCUAUGUAAAGAAGAAUUUAUUGAACUCAAAGAUAUAUUCUCUGUGAAACUGAAGCGGCGUUGUUCUGUGAAACAGCAGAGAAGUGGCACUUUAUUAGGUAUUACACUUUUCAUCUGCUUGAAAAAGGAACAGAAUAAACUGAAGAAUUCUACACUUGAUCUUAUUAAUUUAAGUGAAGACCACUGUGACAUAUGGUUUCGACAAUUCAAGAAAAUUCUGGAAGGUUUUUCAAACAGACCAAAGUCAUUAAAAAUACUCCUUAAUCCCCAAAGUCACAAAAAAGAAGCUAUCCAGAUCUAUGAUGAGAAGGUUGAACCUCUGUUGAAGCUUGCAGGAAUAAAGACUGAUGUAACAAUAACAGAAUAUGAAGGGCAUGCUGUGUCACUGCUUAAGGAAUGUGAACUCCAGGGAUUUGAUGGUAGGCAUUGGAAACCAUUGUUUGCAAUACAUUGGAGUGUGCAAAGAUUCUUCACUGGCAUCCAAACAUUAGAACCAAGUGUCGUCUGUGUUGGUGGAGAUGGAUCUGCUAGUGAAGUAGCCCAUGCUUUGCUCCUUAGAGCCCAGAAGAAUGCUGGAAUGGACACAGAUGGAAUCCUAACUCCUGUCAGAGCACAGCUUCCACUUGGUUUAAUACCAGCAGGAUCUACCAAUGUAUUGGCACAUUCUCUUCAUGGAAUCUCUCACGUGGUAACUGCAACUUUGCACAUAAUAAUGGGGCACAUACAACUGGUCGAUGUCUGCACCUUUAGCACCACUAACAAGCUGCUUCGCUUUGGGUUCUCUGCCAUGUUUGGCUUUGGUGGAAGAACUUUGGCUCUUGCAGAAAAAUAUCGGUGGAUGUCCCCUAACCGACGGAAAGAUUUUGCUGUGAUGAAGACACUGGCAAAACUUAAGCCAGAAGACUGUGAAAUAUCUUUUUUACCAUUUAACAGCUCUGAGGAUGUACAAGAGAGGAGGGCACAGGGAUCUCCCAAAUCUGACUGUAAUGAUCAAUGGCAAAUGAUCCAGGGUCAGUUCUUGAAUGUCAGCAUUAUGGCAAUUCCUUGCCUGUGUUCAGUGGCACCUAGAGGCUUGGCACCUAAUACCAGAUUAAAUAAUGGAAGCAUGGCUCUUAUAAUUGCACGAAACACUUCUCGGCCAGAAUUUAUAAAACACCUGAAAAGAUAUGCCAGUGUGAAAAAUCAGUUCAAUUUUCCAUUUGUUGAGACUUACACUGUUGCAGAAGUAAUAGUUCAUCCAAGGAAUAAUUCCAGCAGAUACAAUCCAGAGGAAGAACCUCGUGAAACUGCUUCAGAAAACAGUUUUCCUUGGAAUGUGGAUGGUGAUUUAAUGGAAGUUACAUCAGAGGUCCAUGUUCGAUUACAUCCAAGACUUAUUAGUCUUUAUGGAAGAAGCAUAGAAGACACAAAUGAUUCCAAAGUAACAUGUAAUUGUUUAUAAAAGAAAUGUGUAAAGUAGAAUUUUAGUAUGAAGGAAUGUAGCCAUGUUUU